CCAGAGCGCGGUUGAAGCACCCGGUACAAGCCAGAACUGAAGCGUCGCUACUGUCUUUCUAGAUGCACACCGGCACCCACAAGUGGCAACGACGCGAGGUAGAUUCAAACCUCAUGUGAUCGAAUCCGGCUCGAAUCUUGACACGUCGUAUGUCUCUUUCGCCAAAGCAACAAGCUAACGUGGUACCCCGCGCCGGCCCAAGCUCGCAAACAGCUGUUCGACAGUCCAGAUUCCUCACCAAGCCAGGCGCAAAACUUUGCUUCGGCGAGAUUGCACUUACGUCUCAACCUCAUUCUUGCAUUUGCUUUUGACCACCAAGCAUGGUCGCUGCCAAGGAAACGGUGCUGCAGUCCGAGUCGGCCAACGUCGUCAUGACGCCGGGCCUCGCGGGUCGGUCGCCCAACGCCGCCAUUGACUACACGGACGCCGACGAAGAGAUCAAGCUCGAAGAAGAGGACAAGACGUUCGCCAACCUCCCGUGGUACAUGAAGCUGUUCUGGGGCAUCUUUUACUUUGUGCUGGCCAUGAGCUCGCUCUACUUUUUCAUGGUCGCUGUCAAGUGGAUCGGCGAGUCGUUCUCGCUCCUCCUCGGCUGCGAAGCCAAGUCGGCGUUCGCGUUUGCCGACAACCCGAUCGCGGGUCUCAUGGUCGGCGUCGUCUCGACCGCCAUGCUGCACUCGUCCGGCACGGUCACGUCCAUCACCGUCGCCCUCGUGGGCGCCAAGGGUCUCACCGUGCGCCAAGGCGUCCCGAUCAUCAUGGGCGCCAACGUCGGCACGUGCGUGACCUGCAUCAUGGUCGCCUUUGCGCAGAUGGGCAAGCGCGACCAGUUUGAGCGCGCGAUGGCGGCCGCGACCGUCCACGACAUGUACAACAUCUGGUCGGUCAUCGUCCUCUUCCCGAUCGAGCUCGUCUUCCACCCGCUCGAGCUCCUCUCCAUGUCCAUGUCGGGCGGCAAGGCCAACGCGUACUUUGAGUCGCCCGUCGACAUCAUUGUCAACCCGCUCGCGCAGCAGCUCAUCCGCGUCGACAAGAGCAUGAUUGAAAAGGUGUCGCUCGGCAAGGUCACGUGUGAGAAGGCGGUGUUUCUCAAGGGCGGCGCGUUCCUCUCGUCGUACAAGAGCGGCUCGAUGAGCGGCGGUGCCAUCGGUGGCAUCUGCCUCGCGAUCGGCUUUACGCUCCUCGUCAUGUCGCUCGUCUCGCUUGUCUACAUGCUCCAAAAGCUCUUCCGCGGCUCGGCGCAAAAGACGAUCCGCAAGGCGCUCGACUUUAACGGCUACGUCAACAUCUUCCUCGGCACGCUCAUCACGUUCUGCGUGCACUCGUCGACGGUGGUCACCUCGACCUUGACGCCGAUGGCCGGUCUCGGGCUCAUCACGCUCGAGCAGGUGUACCCGAUCGUGAUUGGCGCCAACCUCGGCACGACCGUGACGGCGCUGCUCGCGUCGUGGGUGACGGGGUCGCCGGACGCUGUCGCGAUCGCGCUCGUGCACUUUUGGUUCAACAUCUGGGGCAUCUUCCUCUUCUACCCGAUCCCGAUCACGCGCAAGCCGAUCCUGGACUGGGCGCGCCGCCUCGCCUUCUACAGCGCGCGGUGGCCGAUGGUCGCAGGUCUCUUUCUGAUGCUGCUCUUUUUGAUCGUACCGGGCAUCGCGCUCGCCUUGACGUACCUCUUCAAGGCUGGCACGACCGGUCUUGUCUUUGGCAUCAUCAUUGUCGCCGCUGUCGUCGUGAGUAUCGCGGGCUUUUACUACUGGUACCUCAAGAAGGGCGGCCGCGAAGUGUGGCACGCCUUCUUGGAGCGCAAGGCCGAGGCCCACGCCGCCAAGCACGGCCACGCGCACCCGGCGGCCGACAAGCCGCUCGUUUAAUAUCGUGGGAUCGACGAUCGAUGUCGAUAUCCAGUCGUUUGUUUCUCUUUCAUAUACAGUGUUUGUUUUGCGAUCGGUGC
Molecule: messenger RNA, 1951 nt
Organism: Saprolegnia diclina VS20
Lineage: Eukaryota; Oomycota; Saprolegniomycetes; Saprolegniales; Saprolegniaceae
Exons: 1
Coding region: 321-1871 (516 amino acids)
Biological process (GO): sodium-dependent phosphate transport
Cellular component (GO): membrane
Molecular function (GO): sodium:phosphate symporter activity
Source: RefSeq, a predicted model, not a curated record